Messenger RNA from Xylaria bambusicola, 3339 nucleotides. Its product is annotated as ubiquitin ligase subunit CulD. The record is from RefSeq and is a predicted model, not a curated record. Bases 597 to 3113 code for a protein of 838 amino acids. The transcript has 3 exons. NCBI's taxonomy places the organism in Eukaryota, Fungi, Ascomycota, Sordariomycetes, Xylariales, Xylariaceae. Gene Ontology annotation, biological process: ubiquitin-dependent protein catabolic process; DNA damage response; protein ubiquitination. Gene Ontology annotation, cellular component: Cul4-RING E3 ubiquitin ligase complex. Gene Ontology annotation, molecular function: ubiquitin protein ligase binding.
GGAAUUAAGCCCACAUAAACCCAACCUCGAGAUCUAUCUACAGAGCAAAAGACAACAACUGGCUGGAAGAUGGGUUUCUCGUUCCAUCAGUCCGUGAGCUAGGCAGAAUUCCUGAAUACUUACUGUGUGGCCCCGGAUUUAACAAGAAACCCCGCGAUUAGAAUACCCCCUGUUACCUGCUAGGUUGGCACUGAGUAUUUGCAGGUACCUUAAGGUACUUUAAAGUAAGUGGAUACCUACAUAUGUGUACCUAGGUACCUACAUAGGUAGGUCGCCACUAAGACGCGAGCACCACCUCUGAGAGGUACAGGUAGUUCUAGAGGCGUUGAUGACGACUCGAAGCGACCCAGUUCUACUUCUCUAGACAUCCAAGGCGCCUCCUAGAGAAGCUGAGAUGCUCAACGACUCCACGACUGUGCUUGGACUCCGGCCUCAAUCUGAACUGGUCCUAUUGGCAAAACAGGAGGCUUCCCUCGAAUUGUGAACUCGUCCACAAGUCUCCACCGACAGCUAGCAGUCAGGCCAGUCUUACAGCCCAACACACCACCGUUCGGCCUUUGUGACUGUCUGUUGCAGGACCUUGCUUGGACCAGCCCAUGCCUUCGCCUUUCCGAUUUUCACCUGACGGUCCAAUCCAUUCUGCUGUGAUCCCUUCCAAACGAAGGCUGCCCCAAACUGAAAGCUUGUCUUCUCGACACGAUAACAAACGACAGAGAGACACCGUCCCGAGUGCUCCGGACUCUUGCACUAUGAGUAAGGCGCUUGGGAAGCGGCCAGCGACACAGCCAGUACGAUCAGCCUUCGAACCAAACAAGGGUGCCAAGAAGCUUAUCGUCUCGAGACUUCGUACAGUCUCGCGUUCUAAUGAUGUUGAGCAAUAUUAUGAGAAGAGGAGGAAUGAGCUGAAGGUGGCUCUAGCAGCCAUCUUCAACAACCAACAACCUAAACAACCACUUGAGACUCUGUACAGGGGUGUCGAAGAUAUAUGUCGUCAUGGAGAUGCCCGAGACCUAUUUGACAUUCUGCGAGCUCAAUGCGAGUCCUAUCUAAACAGCCGUCUGCACCAGGCCAUCAUGGCAAAUGGAGGCUCAUCCAAUAUUGACAUGCUCAGGGCUGUCUCAAAGUAUUGGACUAUCUGGAAUUCUCAGUCCACAACCAUCCGUUCGAUCUUCAGUUAUCUCGAUCGUUCAUUUUUACUAAAUAAUAAAGAACUCCCACAAAUCAACGACUUAGCCAUAAUGCUUUUCAGGAAAAUGGUUUUUGCUUCCGUGCAAUCCUCUCCUUCCAGUGUAGGCGCAAAGUCCUUGGUUGGCCUUUGCGACUUGAUUGAUUAUGAUCGAAAAGGCGACUCACGGUUCGACCCCGCAUUGUUGCGCGAUUCUAUUUCUAUGCUCAACGUCCUCAACGUCUAUGGAAAAUUGUUUGAGCCACUUUUCUUGAAGACAUCCAGUGCCUAUUUGCAUGAAUUUGCCGAGGAGCUCAGCGCCUCCUCACUCAAGUCUUAUAUUUCUGCCUGUGAAAAGCUUCUGGCUCGGGAAGAUGACCGCUGCAAUGCUUUCAACUUUGACAGUACUACGAAGCGGCAACUGAUGAAUGCGGCACAUGUCACAUUGAUCGAUGAUUACUCAGAAAAGUUGCUAGAUGGUGGCAGUAUAGGCAAGAUCCUAGAUGAGAACUCUGUGGAAUCCAUGAAGGCGCUAUACGAUCUGCUGCGUUUGAGUGACCUUCAAAGGCGGCUGCGGGGCCCGUGGGAAGAUUAUAUCAAGAAUGCAGGCUCGGCUAUCGUUAAUGAUACCUCAAGAGGAGAUGAGAUGGUAGUCCGAUUACUUGAAUUCAGGAAAACACUAGACAUUAUGGUGCGAGAUGCCUUCAAGAAAGAUGACGACUUUACUCAUGGCUUAAGACAAGCAUUUGACAACUUCAUCAACGACAAGAAGAAUAUGACCUCACGCAAUUCAGGAACGUCAAAGGUUGGGGAGAUGAUCGCAAAGUACGUUGAUAUGCUUCUCCGUGGUGGUUUAAAGACUCUCCCAGCAUCGCUUCUCUCAGAUGUACAAGACCGCGUAGAUGCAGAAAAGCGCGGCCAGGCCAGCACGGGUGACGAGGAUGCGGAGUUGGAUCGUCAACUAGAUAAGGCCCUCGAAUUAUUCCGUUUUAUCGAAGGUAAAGGGGUGUUUGAGGCUUUCUAUAAACAGGAUCUUGCCAGACGGCUCUUAAUGGGUCGCAGCGCCAGCGCAGAUGCAGAAAGAAGCAUGCUUGCUAAAUUGAAGAGCGAAUGUGGCUCGGACUUUACACGUAACCUAGAACAAAUGUUCAAAGACCAGCAGAUGGCUCGUGAUGAGAUGGACUCGUACAAAGAAUGGCGAGAGGGUAAUGGGUACACCAAGACCAAACUCGAUCUCAAUGUUAGCAUCUUGUCAGCUGCAGCAUGGCCCACUUACCCAGACACUCAACUCCUGCUACCUGACGGCAUUGCGUCUCAACUGGAGCAGUUUGCCACAUACUACACCAACAAGCACACAGGAAGACGACUCACUUGGAAGCAUUCCCUUGCCCAUUGUGUAGUGAGAGCAUCGUUCAAUAAAGGGCCUAAAGAGCUGUUAGUGAGUGCCUACCAGGCCAUCGUCUUGACUAUUUUCAACCAGACCGAUGAACCUGUAUCGUAUCAGCAAAUCGCGGAACGCUCGGGCCUCAGUGGCCGGGACUUAGAUCGAACACUGCAGUCGUUAGCUUGUGGCAAAGUCCGUGUCAUAACAAAAGAUCCGAAGGGCAAGGAUGUCAAUCCAACAGAUAAAUUUCUUGUCAAUAAGAGCUUCUCUGACCCCAAGUUUCGCAUCAAGAUUAAUCAGAUCCAAUUAAAGGAAACCAAAGAAGAGAACCAAGAAACACACGAAAGAGUUGCCAGAGAUAGGCAGUUUGAGACCCAAGCAGCGAUUGUUCGCAUUAUGAAGAGUCGCAAGACAAUGACCCAUGCCAAUUUGGUUGCCGAAGUCAUUAAUCAAACUAAGAAGCGUGGCGCUGUCGAUACUUCUGAAAUCAAGCAGAACAUUGAGAAAUUGAUCGAGAAAGAUUACCUCGAAAGAGAGGGAUCUUCUUAUACAUAUCUUGCAUAAAAGUCCUAAGCUAACGUGUAACACGCCAUGGUCGUCAGUGUUGGCUUUAGCAACGGUGCUGUUCAUACGCUUAAGGGGGUAAUCAUGCUUAAACGAUAGACCUCUAGAGUGAAUAUCCUAACAAAGCAUGACUGAAGGCGUAGUUAUGAUGAUGACAUAGAUGGGCUUGAAGUCGGUUCUUGCUGUUCUAGUCCGAACACCUAAAGAUAAAAGGAAUAGGGAGGGG